Molecule: messenger RNA, 1807 nt
Organism: Pelodiscus sinensis (Chinese soft-shelled turtle)
Lineage: Eukaryota; Metazoa; Chordata; Testudines; Trionychidae
Gene: ACHE
Product: acetylcholinesterase (Yt blood group)
Biological process (GO): acetylcholine catabolic process; choline metabolic process
Cellular component (GO): plasma membrane
Molecular function (GO): acetylcholinesterase activity
Source: RefSeq, a predicted model, not a curated record
GAACUGAGGCCUCACCCAGCAGACACGCCAUGGCCGGAGCCACGCCCACCCUCCUGCUCUGCACCGCCCUGGUGCAGUGUGCCGGGGCCGACGAGCUCGUCACCAACACCCGGGCAGGGCAGGUGCGGGGCUUGCGGGUGCCUGUGCUCACCGGCCACGUCUCCGCCUUCCUGGGCAUCCCCUAUGCCGAGCCACCCGUGGGCAAGCUGCGCUUCCGGCACCCAGAGCCCAAGAAGGCCUGGAGCGGGGUGCUGGACGCCAGCGCCUACCGUCACGCCUGCUACCAGUACGUGGACACCCUGUACCCCGGCUUCCCCGGCACAGAGAUGUGGAAUCCCAACCGGGAAAUGAGCGAGGACUGCCUCUACCUCAAUGUGUGGGUGCCCUCCCCGCGCCCCAAGAACGCCACCGUGCUGGUGUGGAUCUACGGCGGGGGCUUCUACAGCGGGGCUGCCUCACUGGACGUCUACGACGGGCGGUACCUGGCCUACACAGAGCAGCUGGUGCUGGUCUCCAUGAACUACCGAGUUGGCGCCUUCGGGUUCCUGGCCCUUUCGGGCAACCCGGAAGCGCCGGGCAACAUGGGGCUUCUGGCCCUGCGACUGGCGCUCCAGUGGGUCCAGACCAAUAUUCAUGUCUUUGGGGGCAACCCCAAGGCGGUGACGAUCUUUGGGGAGAGUGCCGGGGCAGCCUCAGUGGGCACACACGCCACACCAAAGCGUCUUCCGCUUCUCCUUCGUGCCCGUGGCAGAUGGGGAUUUCUCUGCUGAAGCCCUGCCAGGCGCCGGCCCCACCAGGGAGACCCAGGUGCUGCUGGGCGUGGUGCGGGAUGAGGGCACCUACUUCCUGAUCUACGGGGCACCCGGCUUCAGCAAGGACAACGAGAGUCUGAUCAGCCGGGAGGAUUUCCUGACCAAAGCGUCUUCCGCUUCUCCUUCGUGCCCGUGGCAGAUGGGGAUUUCUCUGCUGAAGCCCUGCCAGGCGCCGGCCCCACCAGGGAGACCCAGGUGCUGCUGGGCGUGGUGCGGGAUGAGGGCACCUACUUCCUGAUCUACGGGGCACCCGGCUUCAGCAAGGACAACGAGAGUCUGAUCAGCCGGGAGGAUUUCCUGGGCGGGGUGCGCAUGGGGGUGCCGCAGGCCAACGAGCUGGCGGCCGAGGCCGUGGUGCUGCACUACACCGACUGGCUGGACCAGGACAACCCGGUGAAGAACCGGGAGGCCAUGGACGACAUCGUGGGGGACCACAACGUCAUCUGCCCCGUCACCCACUUUGCCCUGCGCCUGGCCGAGCAAGGCGCCCGGGUCUACGCCUACCUCUUUGACCACCGCGCCUCCAACAUGCUCUGGCCCCCCUGGAUGGGUGUCCCCCAUGGCUACGAGAUCGAGUUCGUCUUCGGCCUGCCCCUCGAGCCCACCCUCAACUAUACAGCCGAGGAGGCUGCCCUGAGCCGCCGCAUCAUGCACUACUGGGCCAACUUCGCCCGCACCGGGAACCCCAAUGAAGCAUCGGAGCGGGGGGCCCGCUGGCCCCCCUACACGUCCCAGCAGCAGCAGUACGUGCAGCUGAACCUGCGCCCCCUGGCUGUAGGGCAGGGGCUCCGAGCCCAGGUCUGCGCCUUCUGGAACCGCUUCCUGCCCAAGCUACUCAACAUCACUGAUAACAUUGAGGAGGCAGAGCGGCAGUGGCGGCUGGAGUUUCACCGCUGGAGCGCCUACAUGGGCCACUGGAAGAGCCAGUUCGACCACUACAGCCGGCAGGACCGCUGCUCUGAGCUGUGAGAGGGAGCCCUGCCAGCCCCCUCCCC